Gadus chalcogrammus (walleye pollock) is the source of this 4463-nucleotide messenger RNA. It is a transcript of the gene snx25, whose product is annotated as sorting nexin 25. The transcript has 22 exons. Gene Ontology annotation, molecular function: phosphatidylinositol binding. Gene Ontology annotation, cellular component: intracellular membrane-bounded organelle; early endosome membrane. The record is from RefSeq and is a predicted model, not a curated record. Bases 495 to 3443 code for a protein of 982 amino acids. Lineage: Eukaryota; Metazoa; Chordata; Actinopteri; Gadiformes; Gadidae.
CUGUCAGCGUUCGACAGUCGGUAAGAUUUAUCAGUCAGCUGAAGGCUGACACAACAACAAUGUAGAGAGACGGCUUUCUGACAGACUGUUGCUGUUUCACUCAUUCAUAGACUGGCAGAAACAAAUAAAGCAGUUGUGUUUAAAACAGGAACGGGGGAAGGCUCGUUGUCCCGGGACCUCGUUUAAAGAGUGGUGACGGGGGUUGGAGCGGCUCGUCUGUCCCGUGGAGCCCCCCGGUGCUGGCGCUGAGGUCUAGACCUGUGCUUGCUAAAGCAUCGCACGGUGCGAACCGGCCGGACCGUGAGAGCAGGCGGGAGAGGAGGCGCUGCGCGGCGGUCAGGAGAUGUGUGAGCGGGGAUGCCUCUCCACAGGACCAGCUGGGUAGUCGAGGGUCUACUACACGACUAUAAACGCUAUACCUCCUUCCCUGGACUCACCUCCCCACCUUUUAACCGAACUACAAGUGACACAUAUAUGGAUGGUGGCUACGCACUAUGCCCACCUCCUCGGCAACCCCUGCACCGCUGGCCGGAGGGAGGACUGGUAACGACCCCAGAGUAGCCGCGCAGCCCAUGUCUGCUGCUCCGGCGUCUGCCUCGUCCUCUCCUCCGUCCAUCAGCUCCUCGUUCCGGUUCGUCCCGGCUUUCGCUCUCGGCGUAGCGGCAGCGGUGGCCUUUCAGCUCGCCUGGGGAGGCCUGUCGCUGACUGCCUUCUUCUUAAAGCUCUUCCUCUACGUGUCUUUCGCCCUGCUGUGCUUCUUGGCGGGCAGCUUCGUCCUCUUGGUGAGGAAGAGUCCCCCGAAGGUCAGCAGCUUUCGGAGCAGGAGGCAGUCAGCCGCACUGGUGGAUUUCUUCAACAAGCUCAUGGCUCGUUUUUCGGUGCAAGAGUCGAUGCAGAACCGGAGGGUGGUGAUCUCACACAACGUGGACAAGGCCCUGAAAGAAGUGUUUGACUACUCGUACCGGGACUACAUCCUGUCCUGGUAUGCGCCGCUGAGCCGGGACGAGGGGCAGCUGCACUCCAUGCUGUCCGAGGACUGGUGGCAGGUGAUUGGCCUGUUGAGGGCCAGGCUCGCCGACAUAGACCUCGUCAAUGUGGUGUGCUACGACAGCAUCAGGGUGCUCCACACACACUUCACUGACCUCAAGGCCGCUUCUGCAAGACCCGAGGAGUGUGCCAAGCCCUUCCCACUGCACCCCUGCCUGGUCAGCCCAGAGUCUGAGCUGGCCUUCCUGCGCUGUGUGGCCCGGAUCCUGCUGCUGUGUCUGCUGCCUCAUCGAGACGCAAAGUCCAACACGCUGCGCUGCUGCCUCACAGAGGUCAUCACUACCAAAGUGCUGAGACCUCUGGUGGAGGUCCUCAGCGACCCGGACACUAUCAACCGGAUGCUGCUGUCCCAGCUGGAGCAGCGGGAGCAGCAGUCGGAGCAGCAGAAGAAGGCGUACACCUACGCAGCCUCCUACGAAGACUUCAUCAAGCUCAUCUCCACCUCCGCCGACAUCAACUUCCUCACACAACUCAGGACCCAGAUCAUGAUGGAGAUCAUCCAUGCCACCACCAUCAGCAGUCUGCCUCAGCUCAAGAAGCAGAAGGACCGGAAAGGCAGAGAGUCUGCGGCCAUGAAGGCCGACCUGCUCCGGGCCCGCGACAUGAAACGCUACAUCAACCAGCUCGCCAUCGCCAAGAAGCAGUGCGAGAAGAGGAUCCGGCUGCUCGGGGGGCCCAACUACGAGCAGUCCGAGGAGGGGGGGGGAGCGGACGAGGCCGACGGCCCGCAGAGCCAGAAGAUCCUCCAGUUCGACGACAUCAUGGUGAACCCGGGCUACAGGGAGCACUUUCGGGUCUACAUGGAGCAGGUGGAUAAGAGGGCUCUGAUCAGCUUCUGGGAACUGGUGGAGAGCCUGAAGACUGCUAACAAGAACGAGGUGCCCCAGAUCGUUGGGGAGAUCUACCAGAAGUUCUUUGUGGAGAGCAAGGAGAUCCCGGUGGAGAAGGUCCUGCUGAAGGAGGUCCAGCAGAGUCUGGUGGGGAACCGAGGAACGCAGGUCUUCAUCAGACUGCAGGAACAGGUCGCCGAGACGAUGAGGGAGCGCUACUAUCCAUCCUUCCUGGUCUCUGACAUCUACGAUAGGCUGAUCAGGAGGGAGGAACACCGCAGCCAAUCAGAGAGCAGUACCGAGGACAAGGAGGAGGGGUGCCCAGGUCUCGAUGCAGGCGAGGACGUGUGUGACGAAGGGAGCAAAGGGAUCAACGAGCAGGCGAGCUACGCCGCCACCAAGCUGCGGCUGCUCUACGACAAACUGGAGUACAAGCGCCAGGCACUGGGCUCCAUCCAGAACGCCCCCAAGCCCGACAAAAGGAUCGUGAGCAAGCUGAAGGAGGAGAUCGCAGCCAUGGAGAAGGAGCACAGCGAGCUUCAGCAGCACAUCGGCCGGACAGACUGGUGGUGUGAGAACCUGGGCCACUGGAGGGCGACCAUCACCGCCGCGGAGGCCACAGAGGAGAGCGGCGAGAUGACGGCCUCCUACAGCAUAUGUGUGAGCCUGGCAGAGGGAGAGGAGUCGGCCAACAGCCGCUGGUGCGUCCAGAGGAAACUCAUCGAGUUCCAGAUUCUGCACCGCAAGCUCACGGAGUGUUUCCCAUCACUGAAGAAACAGCAGUUGCCGUCGUUGAGUAAACUGCCCUUCAAAUCCAUCGACCAGAAGUUCCUCGAAAAGAGCAAAACGCAGCUCAACGCCUUUCUACAGCGUCUACUGACAGAUGAGCGGUUGUGUCAGUCAGAGGCUCUUUAUGCAUUCCUAAGCCCCUCCCCAGAGCACCUCAAGGUGAUGUCAAUCACCAAGAAGUCGUCUUUCUCUCUCGCAUCUUUCCUGGAGAAACUGCCUGGAGACUUCUUCUCACAUACAGAGGAGGAGGCGGACGACGACAGCGACCACUCGGACUACGGCGACGAGCCGGACGGGCGGAAGGACGCCCUGGCCGAGCCCUGCUUCAUGCUCAUAGGAGAGAUCUUCGAGCUGCGAGGCAUGUUCAAGUGGGUGAGGAAGACUCUUAUUGCACUAGUCCAGGUGACGUUUGGCCGCACCAUCAACAAACAGAUCCGGGACACUGUGAACUGGAUCUUUUGUGAGCAGAUGCUGGUCUGUUACAUUAACAUCUUCCGGGAUGCGUUCUGGCCCAAUGGGAAGCUGGCGCCGCACAUCAAGGCCCGCACGGCCUCGGAACGCCGGGACACCAAGGAGAGGGCCCAGCAGAAGCUCCUGGACAACAUCCCUGAAGCCCUGGCGAUUCUGGUGGGGCAGCAGAACGCUCGCUUUGGGAUCAUCAAGAUCUUCAACGCACUUCAGGAGACGAACGCCAACAAACACCUGCUCUAUGUGCUGAUGGAGAUGUUGCUGAAGGAACUGUGUCCCGAGCUCAACACGGCGAUGGAACAGAUCUGAACUCCGACACCACAGAGACACCACACACACAGACAGACACACACACACACAGGCACACACAUGCGGCCAAUGUUAUCAGGCCAGACGUUGACUUCUGCUGGCUCGUCUUUAAGACCCCCCCCGCUGGUCGAACCAAUCAUAAACUGCCAAGCCGAAGCGGGGGAUCAACCAUUGGUAGAGGCUGACGUCCUGUCGUUGUAAAAGAGAGCUGUUCUGUUUUUGUAUGGUUUUUGUUUUGCAGCGAGGCAUUUCAAAAGCCUAGAUCCACACUAGAAUACAACAUCAUACGACAUCAAACUCACUGUAGCACAAAUCUGAUCAGAUGGCUGUCCAUGAAAUAGAUGUCACUCCUUCCUUGGUUAGCAAGUCAUCUGCUCAGAUGUAGAUCAAAUCUAGAGGUGAAAAGCUCUAUGCUUUUGCACAAUAUCAGAUCUAUUGUUUUGUAUGAUCAUUGGACUCACACCAGGACUCAUGCCUGCCGCUUCUUCCACAUUCAAACUGCGGCAAUCGUUUUCUUCCCAUGCAUAGAAGGAGUUUAAAUCCAUCCCCCACCCGUGCAGACAAGGUCUGUCCAUCAAACGUCUGGACUCAACUCUGAGCCAACAGUGGGUUGGUUUGCUCCUAAAGGAACUCUAGGCUGUAGUAUUCACUCUCACACAAGCGCGACCACAUUCGUAGACAGGGAAACUUGUUUUGUGCGGGUUGUAAUCUGGCCAAGAUCCUUUAUAGACCGUGUAAUGUUUCGAGAUGUAGCCAAAAGACGGAGCAGAAGAAGUUCAGGUUUAUUUUCCCAAAAUGCAGUGCGUGUGGGCUGUCUUUGCACAGAACAUCCCCACAUGACCAGAGCAGCGACACUUAUGUUAUGUUAUCAUUGUAAAAAAAAAAGGCUUAUCAUUGUGCAAUAUGUCAUGUUAAAGUCAUUGUGAUGAUUUUAUUUGUGAUUUGUUAUUAUUGAUAGAUUUUAUUUUUACCAAAAACUGUUUAGAGCCUUUAUAUAAGCAAUAAAUUGCAAAAUGGAAA